AUGGGGGAGGAGGGAGGGAAGUGGGGGGCUGCGUGGGGGAGGGGUGGCCGAGAUUUGGGGAGGGGGACGGAGGACUCACCUCGAUCAUCUUGGGGGGGGGUCCCCCCAACCACCCACCCCCGGCCUUGCAGGGAUGUUGUCAAGGAACGGGGUCCCGUGCAAGAGGACAGUGGCAGCAACGAGGUCUCGGUGCGCUCCAGGAAAAGAAAGGCCAAUGUGGCCGUGUUUUUGCAGGAUCCAGAUGAAGAAAUUGCCAAAAUUGACCGGGCUACGACAAGCCAAUGUAGUAAUACACUGCCACGGGACAAUAAUAAUAAAGCAGUCUGUGUAAACCCCUGCUCCUUGAUUCCCACACCUGACAAAGAAGAAGAUGAGCUGAUCAACUCAACCUCUGUGUCUGAUCCUCAGAGCUUUGCCCCAUCUAGAGCCUCACCACUGCCUAUACUGAAUUGGGCAAAUAGAGAGGAGGUUUGGAAAAUAAUGUUAAACAAGGAAAAGACCUACUUAAGAGAUAAGCACUUUAUGCAGCGACAUCCUCUUCUGCAGCCUAAAAUGCGAGCAAUUCUCCUGGAUUGGUUGAUGGAGGUGUGUGAAGUCUAUAAACUUCACAGAGAGACAUUUUACUUGGCACAGGAUUUCUUUGAUCGGUACAUGGCAACACAACAAAAUAUUGUAAAAACCCUUUUGCAACUUAUUGGAAUUUCAUCUUUAUUUAUUGCUGCCAAACUUGAGGAAAUCUAUCCUCCCAAGUUGCACCAGUUUGCUUAUGUUACGGAUGGGGCUUGUUCAGGAGAUCAAAUUCUUAACAUGGAAUUGAUCAUCAUGCAAUCCCUAAAUUGGCAGUUAAGUCCCCUGACCAUUGUGUCCUGGCUGAAUGUAUACAUGCAGGUGGCAUAUCUAAAUGAUGUUUAUGAAGUGCUCUUGCCACAGUAUCCUCAGCAGAUCUUCAUACAGAUUGCAGAGCUUUUAGAUCUCUGUGUUCUGGAUGUUGGCUGCUUAGAAUUUUCCUAUGGUAUUCUUGCUGCUUCUGCCUUGUAUCAUUUCUCUUCCUCUGAAUUGAUGCAAAAAGUUUCAGGGUAUCAGUGGUGUGAUAUAGAGAAGUGUGUCAAGUGGAUGGUUCCAUUUGCCAUGGUUAUAAGGGAGACAGGAAGUUCAAAACUUAAGCUCUUCAGGGGUGUUCCUAUUGAAGAUGCACAUAACAUCCAGACCCACAUAAAUAGUUUGGAUUUGCUGGACAAAGCCCAAGCCAAGAAAGCCAUAUUGUCUGAACAAAGUAGAAUUUCUCCUCUCCCUUCUGGGGUCCUCACUCCCCCACAGAGCAGUGAGAAGCAGAGCAAUGAGCAGGAAACAGCAUGACCGCACCAGCAUUCUCCACCAAAGACAGUUGUGCAGAAAUUCCUGUUACAAGUUCUCUUCUGUCUAUGGCAGCAGAGACAUGCACUAGACUAGCUUUUACAGAUAUUUAAGUGGAAGAACAUGUCUUUUCUGCAACAGAAGUGUUUCGUUGAUGGCAUUGGACAGGGAGAAGUGUUUUUAUUGAAUACUUAGAUUUUUUUAAAAAUAUAUGGGUCAAGUACACCAGCCACCUCCAGAACACCAAUGAGUGCUCCAGAUGCUGCUAAGGAGGGUGAUACUUGACUUCAUUGACUAUUUACACAAAUAACAAUGGCUUGAAGUUGAGGAGUGCCAUGUUGCUUUUGGUCUCCUAUCGGGUGUUCUGGAUUUUGUUGAACUAAAUGGAACAGACAGUUGUGAGCAUUAUGAUGUGAGCAGCCUGCAACCAGCUGUGCUGGGGGCUUGCCCUUUCACACGAUCAGUUGACAAUGUACAAUGCCUUUUAUGAACUGUUAUUUUCUAAGUGCUGCUAUGUCUAUCCGUUUUUUAAUAAAGGUAACACUGUCUUUGAGACA
Suncus etruscus (white-toothed pygmy shrew) is the source of this 1910-nucleotide messenger RNA. It is a transcript of the gene CCNE1, whose product is annotated as cyclin E1. Gene Ontology annotation, cellular component: centrosome; nucleus; cyclin E1-CDK2 complex. NCBI's taxonomy places the organism in Eukaryota, Metazoa, Chordata, Mammalia, Eulipotyphla, Soricidae. Gene Ontology annotation, molecular function: cyclin-dependent protein serine/threonine kinase regulator activity. The coding region runs from base 1 to 1356 and encodes 451 amino acids. Gene Ontology annotation, biological process: G1/S transition of mitotic cell cycle; regulation of cyclin-dependent protein serine/threonine kinase activity. The record is from RefSeq and is a predicted model, not a curated record. The transcript is spliced from 10 exons.